Messenger RNA from Sphenostylis stenocarpa, 1614 nucleotides. Lineage: Eukaryota; Viridiplantae; Streptophyta; Magnoliopsida; Fabales; Fabaceae. The record is from the annotation of a GenBank genome assembly.
AUGGAGCCAAACGACGAGAACGGAGGCAGCACGAGCAGAGAGGAACAGGAAGAGGCAUUGGUCGCUUUGAUCGAACACCGAACCCACGAAGUCAAAAACCUCCGUCACCGCAUCGCUUAUUACAAAACCCAGCUUGAUGAAGCGGAGAAAAGGUUGCAAGAUUCUGUAUCCAAAUUGGCUCGCCUUCGAGGUCAGACUAAUGCAGUGUCAUCUAGAAAUACCUUAGAUGAUGGAAUAAAAACUGUGAAGACAGAGGGCAGAUCAAACAGUCCAAUUGAUAGAAAUGAAGGUUCAAUAAAAAAUCGACAUCAAUCUAAACCAGAACUUCUUAUUCCUUCAGUGAAUCCAAAAAUUUCACAACCUGUAUUGUUGCCAAAGUCUUCUUCAAAAGCUUCAAUAAGUUCCAGUUCUGAAGCAUCUCCUGGAGUACAUAAUUCUCCAAUCAGAGGUGACAGCUCUAGGGGAAAAUCUGACAAGUCUCAUAGUCAUAGACUUUCUUCUUCUGAGCAGCAAAAAACUGAAAUCAAGGACAAAGGGACCAAAAGGAAAUUUGAACAAAAAGAACACAAGGAAUUGAUUCCUUUAAUACGUAAGAGUUCUUCACCAAGCUUAGUACACAGUCAAACAAGCAACCACAUCUCAAGUCAACACAAGAGGAAAUUGCGGAGUAUUGCUUUGUGCCCUGUGAAUGAUCAGCUUUUUGUGACCAGUGCUCUGGAUGGAAUGGUCAACUUCUGGCAAAUUCAGGCUAAAGGAGCCGGAGCCUCUCGUAUUAGCACCACUGAUUGUUCAUCCCAAAAGCAAAGGAGAUGGCCAGAAGAUUUAGCUUGGCACCCAGAAGGAAACAGCCUAUUUGCAGUAUACAGUGCUGAUAGUGGUGACUCUCAAGUGUCAGUUACAAAUCUGAAUAAAGGACAACAAGGGGGAGAGCGGGUAAAUUUCUUAGAGGACAAGCCUCAUGUUAAGGGAAUCAUUAAUGGCAUUGUUUUCAUGCCAUGGGAAAAUACGUGUUUUGUAACUGGUGGAAGUGACCAUGCUGUUGCACUUUGGAGUGAGCAGGAGGGUGAGAAGUGGAAACCAAAGGUGUUGCACAGGAAUCUUCACUCAUCUGCUGUCAUGGGGGUUGCUGGUAUGCAGCAGAAACAGAUGGUGUUAUCUGUUGGUGCAGAUAGGAGAAUAUUUGGAUAUGAUGUUCGAGUGGGAAGAGCAGAUUUCAAGCAUCAGGUUGAUAGUAAAUGCAUGAGUGUCCUGCCGAAUCCAAGCGACUUCAAUUUAUUCAUGGUUCAAACAGGGACCCAUGAAAGGCAGCUUCGGUUAUUUGAUAUUAGAUUGAGGAAUACAGAACUUCAUGCUUUUGGAUGGAAGCAAGAAAGCAGUGAUUCUCAAUCAGCUCUGAUAAAUCAGGCUUGGUCUCCUGAUGGACUAUACAUAACAUCUGGUUCUGCGGAUCCUGUGAUUCACAUAUUUGAUAUAAGGUAUACAGCUCACAAGCCUUCUCAAUCUAUAAGAGCACAUCAGAAACGAGUCUUCAGAGCCAUGUGGCUUCAGUCCAUUCCUCUUGUCAUUUCCAUAUCAUCGGAUCUCAACAUUGGACUGCACAAGGUUUAUGCUUGA